CGAUCAAGUCCCUCGACGUGUUUCGCAUCACCUUAAACCCCGAAAUAGGAAUAAAAAGAAUGUAAAGAUGCAACUUGAAGUACAUAUCUUUUGUAAGAAAGGGUAAUUGAGUGGUUUGUUAUCGAAGUGACGUUGAAAUGUUUCAGAAUACCCUGCCGCCCCCCCUAAACACGAACUUCUCGUGUCGUUCGAGGACCACGGGUUUUUACGCAGAUUUGGAGACAAAUUGCCGAGUCUACCACACUUGUGACGACCAGGGGAAUAAAUUCACCUACCACUGCCCUGAAGAGACGGCAUUCCGUCAGGACGCGUUGAUCUGCGACCACGCUCACCUGGUGGACUGCCAACAAGGAACUCGAGUUAGCACCUUAUCAACGGAGAACAGCAAGCAAAACCUCCAUCUAGGUCCAACCGUAUCGCCAACCCCAAAGAGUCCUCCAGGAGACGGUCAACCUCGUCCAGAUCACCGAAUUUCACCAGGAGUCAGGAAACAGGAAUCUCCACCCACGACCCAAAGACCAGGACAAGGCGAAAGGAUCAGCUCGGACAAUCGCAGGAACUUCGACUCCACGACAUCAAGAUCAACGGUGAACGAGGGUCCUGCUUUUAGAAGUGCCAGGACAUUCGAUCCUACGUCUGGGAGGUUGAAUUUCGAGGACCGUCCUGGUGCAAAGGGGUCCAGGACAUUCGGUCCUGCGAGUGAGAAGGCGGUUAGAAGUGAUCAUCCUGGCUCAACUAAUCCAAGGACCUUUGAUUUCACCACCUCGAGGUCGGUCCUGAACGAACGUCCUGCGUUUGAUAGCCUUGGAAGGUUCGAGUCCUCGGAAAGGGGCCAGGAGACCCGGAAGAACCUGCGUAACAUUCAAAGUAGCCAGGUGGCUUCGCCAUCGGCGAAGUUGGCAUCCUUUGGUCGAGGGAAAUCCCAGGUCGAGGGGACAGGUGGAGGUCCUGGGAGUCCGUUUCCGGAUUUCCGGGAUCGGUUUAAGGGACUGGGGACUUUACAGCCGCCAUUUCCCCAGCCUAGAUCCUUUGGGUCUUCUGGAGGGAGGACGCUUGAUGGGUACCAGACCAAAUCACCAGGACACGACAGACACGGUGGAAAUGACAACACAUCUUUGAACGUGGAUUCCAGGACUUCCGGGUGGAGGGCGUUCGAUGGGUACCAGAUCAGAUCACCAGGAAACGACAAAAACGGUGAACAUAACGUGUCCUCGAACGCGGAAUCCAGGUCUACUGGGUGGAGGGCCUUCGAUGGGUACCAGACCAGGUCACCAGGACACGACGGACACGGUGGAAAUGACAAUACAUCUUUGAACGUGGAUUCCAGGACUACUGGGUGGAGGGCCUUCGAUGGGUACCAGAUCAGAUCACCAGGAAACGAGAAAAACGGUGCAAAUAACGCGUCCUCGGACGCGGAAUCCAGGACUACUGGGUGGAGGGCCUUCGAUGGCUACCAGACCAAGUCACAAGGAAACGAGAAAAACGGUGCAAAUAAUAAAGUACCCUCGAUUGUGAGCUCCAGUUUUGAGGGGUCCCGUGGCGAACGGAGGACUUUCGAGGAUUCCCAUGAUAGAGGCUCUUCUUCCAGGAAAGUCAAAUUUGAUAACACCAAGACUGCCUUUGAAAGGACUACUGUGAGCAGCAGACCCUUCAGCACUUUCUCGGAUUUCUCGAAGUCCUCUAUCAGGAGUCAAGCUGGAAACUAUCCUUACAGUGAGACUUUAAGGUCGAUACAGUUCCCUGGGUCUUCGACAACGGCAAAUGUGGUGACAACAAUGGCGCCGGUGAUCCCAAGAAGGCCCAGCAGGGUAAACGUAGGGACCACGGAGACACCAGUGGCUGCUUUUACAGCUUCUUUGAAACCAUUGGUUCCUAAUGAACUGGAGAUUGAUCCUUAUUAUCCUAAAAGCUCAUCCAGCACCGAGGCUUAUUAUACUCCUAGGGAAGGCUCUAAGGACUUGACUCCUAUCAGGUUUUCCACCGUGAAGCCAUUUUCUUCUUCCAAGCUCGACAUUCCCGCGGUACUUCCGGAUCUGAAUAGUUUAGAGGAUAUUGUAGAUCGUAGGAAGUUAUUUUACAUCCCGAAGGUCAAGUCUAGGUGA
Molecule: messenger RNA, 2102 nt
Organism: Orussus abietinus
Lineage: Eukaryota; Metazoa; Arthropoda; Insecta; Hymenoptera; Orussidae
Exons: 1
Coding region: 138-2102 (654 amino acids)
Cellular component (GO): extracellular region
Molecular function (GO): chitin binding
Source: RefSeq, a predicted model, not a curated record